Messenger RNA from Penicillium daleae, 855 nucleotides. RefSeq lists its product as uncharacterized. NCBI's taxonomy places the organism in Eukaryota, Fungi, Ascomycota, Eurotiomycetes, Eurotiales, Aspergillaceae. Bases 1 to 855 code for a protein of 284 amino acids. The transcript has a single exon. The record is from RefSeq and is a predicted model, not a curated record.
AUGUCUUCGAUGCGAGAUGCCAUCGACACAUUUCUAAGUGCCAUAAGCUUUCUCAUAGAGUCAAUUUAUGGCGUUGCUAUUGGCCUACCUGCAUACUUUAUCAUCAAUCCCAUUCUCCAUCUUCUGGCUCUCCCGUAUACUCUUAAAUACUUCUCCUCUAACUGGUCUUUACUCUCUUUCGAGACGCAGCCUGCUGAGCUGUAUCUUCACCAUUUCGAGAGACUUCAUCCUGAGUUAAUAGAACAUGUUCGAGCUGCCUAUGCUGCAAGGACGAACAAGCGCCCACCGAGGAAGCUCAAGUUUUGGCCUCGCGAAACGAGUCAAAUUAUUCUUCCUCUGGUAGUCGCCAUUCGAGAGUGGAAGUUCUCUUGCGCCGCCGGUCUCUUCGCGUUACUAGAGGACUGUGGAUGGGACCGAACACUCCUGUGGACAUUCCUCCGAAAUCAAGUGGAAAACGCAGGCUUGGUGUCAGCCGAGGAGAAAAUGGCCUUCGCGCGAGUCAUGGAUGUGGCUUGUUCAAACCGAUUUAAGGGCAUUCGACCUGCAUGGGUACGCUCACUGCAACUGUUACGCAACUGGAUGGGCGAGACGGAUCGGAGUUCAAAGAAGCAGCGAGUUAAGAUAGAAAAGUUGAAGGAAAAAUUUGACCCUCUAGGAGUUCCUGUUAUUGCAGUGUCUGGGGACCGUAUCGACUGGUUGCUGCAACGGAAUGUUGUCCUCAUCUUGGACCAGACUAUUCGGGAUGCAUCGUAUAAGAUGAAAUACUUUCAACCCAUCUGGAUCAACGUUACGAAUAGCCAGGAUCCGGAGAAGGUUUCGAAGAGCUACUGGCAGCAAGUUUCCUUGGAUAGGUGA